UUUUGGCUCAAGGUUCCGAGGGGCCGUCGCCGGCCUCCCAGGGCUCUCUUCGGGCGUCUCUCGUUUCUGUCAGCUCUGCACAUCUGCAGACGGCAUGAUGAGCCUUCGCACGUCUCACAGCGUCGGCGCCCUGCUCCUGCUGCUGGUAGCGCGCGGCGCCCCGAGCGCCGGUCGCCGGCGAACGGGACGCUGGCCCGCCCGGCUGGAGGCUCGGCGAGCGGUCGGUCGCCCUCGCGAGCCGCAGGCCGAGUUCGGCAGGCGCCAGGCUACCAGCGGCGCGCAGUUGCUCAAGCUCUUGGCGGGUGAUGGGGUCGCCCACAACAAGUUCGGUGUUUCGGUGUCCGUGAGCUCCGACGGGGCCCGCGUGGUGGUAGGGGCCGGCUACUACUACUAUGACGACGAGUCCAUUCAGUUUGGCUCCGCGUACGUGUUCGACGGUACCACCGGCGAGAGGCUGCUCAAGCUUGUGGCGAGUGAUGGGGCCGUUUUCGACGAAUUCGGUUGGUUGGUGGCCGUGAGCUCCGACGGGGCCCGCGUGGUGGUGGGGGCCGUUGGUGACGACGACCAGGGCACCAAUUCAGGCUCCGCGUACGUGUUCGACGGUACCACCGGCGAGAGGCUGCUCAAGCUUGUGGCGAGUGAUGGGGCUGGAAGCGACAGCUUCGGUUACUCGGCGGCCGUGAGCUCCGACGGGGCCCGCGUGGUGGUGGGGGCCGUUGGUGACGACGACCAGGGCAACAAUGCAGGCGCCGUGCACGUGUUCGAGGGUACCACCGGCGAGAGGCUGCUCAAGCUUGUGGCGAGUGAUGGGGCUGGAAGCGACAACUUCGGUUGGUCGGUGGCCGUGAGCUCCGACGGGGCCCGCGUGGUGGUGGGGGCCUACCAAGACGACGACCAGGGCACCAAUUCAGGCUCUGCGUACGUGUUCGACGGUACCACCGGCGAGAGGCUGCUCAAGCUUGUGGCGAGUGAUGGGGCCGGAGAAGACCGGUUCGGUUGGUCGGUGGCCGUGAGCUCCGACGGGGCCCGCGUGGUGGUGGGGAGCCAUUUUGACGACGACCAGGGCACCAAUUCAGGCUCCGCGUACGUGCUCGACGGUACCACCGGCGAGAGGCUGCUCAAGCUUGUGGCGAGUGAUGCGGGCGCUUUCAACCUAUUCGGUUGGUCGGUGGCCGUGAGCUCCGACGGGGCCCGCGUGGUCGUGGGGGCCUAUGGUUACGACGACCAGGGCGGCAGUUCAGGCUCCGCGUACGUGUUCAACGGUACCACCGGCGAGAGGCUGCUCAAGCUUGUGGCGAGUGAUGGGGCCGAUCAAGACCGGUUCGGUUGGUCGGUGGCCGUGAGCUCCGACGGGGCCCGCGUGGUGGUGGGGAGCCAUUUUGACGACGACCAGGGCACCAAUUCAGGCUCCGCGUACGUGUUCGACUUCACCGAGGCAACAAAUGAGACGACCACCGCGACGACUACCAAGACGGCCACGACGACCACCGAUACGGGCACGAGUUCCGCGACGUCAAGCACUACUACCAUCAUCACUACAACCACCGAGACAACAACUGAGACGACCACCGCGACGACCACCGAGACGGCCACGACGACCACCGAUACGGACCACCAAGACGGCCACGACGACCACCGAUACGAGGCCGAUGCGACGACCACCACCGAGCCAUGGGGAUUAACUGCAGUCUUCGCUGGUGUCUUGAUCUUCUUCUUGUUGAUCUUGUAACUGUGGUUCGAACGGUUUCUCGGUCCUCGUUCUUCUAUCCCCAUCUCCUCCACGGCCGCCUGCGCGCAGGACCAGAACCGCCUUCUACUGUCGUCCUCCCAUUGCCGCUCUCGUCGCCUACAGUUUUAAUACAUCUGGUUUUGCCCAGCAGUGGCUCAAUACAUGUUGUCCGACUCUUGCGUAAUGCGCAAUAUACGUUACCAGGUUGCUUGCCAAUCUUCCUUGGCAGGAAUAAUGCAGUCUUAAUUGUGCAUCGCGGGCACAUUCGCAGCCGCCGGCUGCGUCUCACUGCCUGUGUGGUGCCAAUUUGUCCUCAUCAAGUGGUCUGAUGAAGUGCAGGUGUGCAGAUUCCCUGCAGCCCCUGCAGAUCGAUUAUUACUACUACUACUACUUCUAUUACUGCGGCUAUUACUACUACUUUUAUUACGACUGUGAACGCUGCUGUAUCUUUCCGAAACGGUUGCCUGCUGCAGUUGCAGCGCUGUUCAAUCACUCCAUCUUGCUGCAUGAGCGUUGCGCGACCGCGACGCACCAUCUCCGUGCGAAGCAGUGUGCGUGCGCGGCCGGUCCAUCCGUGCUCCGAGGCUAGACCUUGGCCUCCAGGCGGACAGGAUCAAAAUCAUCACCUUUCUCCCUCUCCCUUCACCCUGCCCCCUCCUCAAGUGUGAACGCUGCUGUAUCUUUCAGAAACCGUUGCCUGCGGCAGAUGCAGCACUGUUCAAUCAUUCGAUCUUGCUGCAUGAGCGUUGCGCGACCGCGACGCACCAUCUUCGUGCGAAGUAGUGUGCGUGCGCGGCCGGUCCAUCCGUGCUCUGAGGCUGCACCUUGCCCUCGAGGCGGACAGGAUCAGAAUCAUCACCUUUCUUCCUCUCUCUUCACCCUGCCCCCUCCUCGAGUGUGAACGCUGCUGUAUCUUUCAGAAAGCGUUGCCUGCUGCAGUUGCAGCACUGUUCAAUCACUCGAUCUGGCUGCAUGAGCGUUGCGCGACCGCGACGCACCAUCUCCGUGCGAAGAAGUGUGCGUGCGCGGCUCAUCCGUGCUCUGAGGCUGGACCUUGGCCUCGAGGCGGACAGGAUCAAAAUAAAG
Molecule: messenger RNA, 2815 nt
Organism: Prorocentrum cordatum
Lineage: Eukaryota; Dinophyceae; Prorocentrales; Prorocentraceae
Source: the annotation of a GenBank genome assembly